AUGGCCGCCCCUAUAGCCCCCUCAAAGCUUCAAGCCCUCCAGGAAACAAUCACCACCUUCCUCCUCGACCCCCGCAACCAUGACCUCCUCACAAUCCUCAAGGGCCUCCGCAACGGCCUCGUCUACGGCACCAAAGUGCGCUUCCCCCACGCCCUCGUCAUGGUGCUCCUCUUCCGCUCCGGCACCCUGCGCUCCAAGGCCUCGCAGAUCUUCACGGCCACGCGCACGCACGCCAUGAACCUGGGCCUGUUCGUCACGCUCUACAAGACCGCCAUGCUGGCGCUGCGGCACGUCAGCCCCACGGGCAAGGAGCGCAGCGCCGACAGCUUCGUGGCCGGCGCGCUGGGCGGCUAUGUCGUGUUUGGCCGCGGCGGUAGUGGUAAUAGUGUCAAUAUGCAGAUCGUGGUGUAUGUGUUUGCGAGGGUGGUGCUGGCGCUGGCGAAGCUGACGGUGAGUGAUGGCCCGCUGGGCGUGGUGAGGGGCGAGAAGGCGAGGGAGAGGGUGGGGAGGGUGGCGUGGCCGCUGUUUGCGGGCGGGAGUUGGGCGAUGGUUAUGUGGUUGUUUAGGUGGUAUCCCGAGGCGGUGCAGGGGAGUAUGAGGAGUAGUAUGGUGUAUUUGUAUGAUAAUGCGGAGACGUGGACGGGGAUUAGGGACUUUUUGAUACAUAAUAAAUAG
Molecule: messenger RNA, 675 nt
Organism: Morchella sextelata
Lineage: Eukaryota; Fungi; Ascomycota; Pezizomycetes; Pezizales; Morchellaceae
Exons: 3
Coding region: 1-675 (224 amino acids)
Cellular component (GO): peroxisomal membrane
Source: RefSeq, a predicted model, not a curated record